Molecule: messenger RNA, 564 nt
Organism: Capsella rubella
Lineage: Eukaryota; Viridiplantae; Streptophyta; Magnoliopsida; Brassicales; Brassicaceae
Exons: 2
Coding region: 37-483 (148 amino acids)
Source: RefSeq, a predicted model, not a curated record
AAUAAUCUAAAUCAUCUCUUGAUCGAUACUACUCGUAUGGAUAUGCUGAGGAGUGCUUGCUUCUAUUUCCUAUUAAUGCUUUUUGUCAUCCUUUCUUGGUCUCCUUUAUGCCAUUCUCGCCAUCUUGUACACAUGGAGAAGAAGCUUAGUAUGAAUCUUGAUCAUUUAACUAAGAACCAUGAAGAGAUCACAAAACUAGAAGCUCAAUCAACAAACAAGACGAACACCUUAUCGAGCCAAGCACAUGCCGUAGUUAAUCAUGGUGAUAUAAAUAAUAAAGGUCAUCAGACAAACAGGAAGAGAACGAAGGAAAAUCAUAGAGUAAAACGAGCAUCCGACAAAACUGUGGCGACUAAAAGAGGCUCAUCAAGAACUUGGAAACCUCCUAAGUAUUCAAAGAAGCAGCCUAGAGUAGAUCAAGAACACCCCGGUUUCAAUCUUGAUUAUAUGCAGCCCACAACACACCCGCCGCAUCAUAAUUAACAAUUAUGAUCAUGUAAUAACAGAAACGAAUUUCAUAUAUCGUACUUUAUUAUGUAUCAUAACCUUUUAAGUCCACGAAGA